Pseudovirgaria hyperparasitica is the source of this 615-nucleotide messenger RNA. RefSeq lists its product as uncharacterized. The record is from RefSeq and is a predicted model, not a curated record. NCBI's taxonomy places the organism in Eukaryota, Fungi, Ascomycota, Dothideomycetes, Acrospermales, Acrospermaceae. Bases 1 to 615 code for a protein of 204 amino acids. The transcript has 3 exons.
AUGGCAGGGAAUGAAGAAUCAUCUACUAGGGCCAAUCGCUCGUUACUCCAAGAACAUGAUCUUCGCGGGAUAGGAUCGUGGAUCGUUGUGUUCGAAAAUCCACCAGAUCAGCAAUCUAUCGACUGGCAGAGCUUCAGUCCAUCCACGGUCCAUCGCAUUGUCACCGCACCCGCCACACCUGAUGCAUCAUCGACAAGUGUUGCACAAGACCAGAGCGUUUCUCACUUAUGCCUCCAGCCUCAGCAAGGCCGACAACCCGUCACGUCUCAUAAUGGAGGACCUUUGAAGGAAACCUCCUUUAAUCUAGCAGAUGACAAGUCGACGAACAAUGAUACCGCUGAUACAUGCGUGCAUGCCUCAUCCGUGGGACAUGCCGCACAGUCGCAGCGAAGCCCUAGUCUGUACUCAUUCGCCUCUGCAUCGAUGUAUGUGAACGUCGAUCACCCUGAACCGACAUCCCGGGGAACAGAAGACCAGCAGCUUCAGCACCCGGCAGAUCCCUACCAAUCGCAGCAGUACUCUCCACCAUGGUCUUUAUACUUUCGUUAUGACACGAUGAAUGCACAACGAGCUGUGGCUCAGUUCGACAGAUCUUACAACAACAACAACGGAUGA